Messenger RNA from Onychostoma macrolepis, 5197 nucleotides. RefSeq names its product suppressor of cytokine signaling 6 (gene socs6a). Gene Ontology annotation, biological process: protein ubiquitination; intracellular signal transduction; regulation of growth. NCBI's taxonomy places the organism in Eukaryota, Metazoa, Chordata, Actinopteri, Cypriniformes, Cyprinidae. The transcript is spliced from 2 exons. The record is from RefSeq and is a predicted model, not a curated record. Gene Ontology annotation, cellular component: phosphatidylinositol 3-kinase complex. The coding region runs from base 473 to 2050 and encodes 525 amino acids. Gene Ontology annotation, molecular function: 1-phosphatidylinositol-3-kinase regulator activity.
GGGAGAGAAACGGGCUGUAGCCAAAGUGGCUAGCUAGCACAAAAAAGAGGAAGAGAGAAAUGGGGAAUGUUUCUCUCAUCUAACGGGCAAAUACAGCUGAGGAAAAAACAGCCUCAGCUCUUCACGUGCAUGAGAUGAUGACAGACCAUGAGCAGUGGGUGUUUAUGUAGUUAAGCAGCUCUUGUUCGUGCGAGGGAGCUGUUGCUGGAUUAGUUUAGCAGCUAAUUUAGCAGUCUGUUAUUAGCAAUCUAAUGCUAAAUGCAACCCUUGUCGUCAGAUUUACAGACACGUUCGACCCAGAUCCAUCUUUCUGAAACAGGAAAGGGGGAUUCAGCUCUAUUUAAAGUGAUGAUGAAGGCUUUGGCGUUCACAUGAUUGACAUUUCCCAGUCACAUGGCCAGACUCUGCGGUUAGCAUCCUUCGGUCAGCAGAUAGGACCGUCCCAUGCCCUCACCUGACUGGGUGUACAAGGAUGAAGAAGAUCAGUCUGAAGACGAUCAGAAAGUCACUUAACAUAAAGGGCAAAGAAGAUGGGGAUUUUGUCAUGCUCCAGCAGCCAUCUUUAGCGGCCGAGUUCACCAAGGAUGACUCUCUCUUUGGAGGCUGUUACACCAAAGGGCUGGUAGGUUGCGAUCUUAAUGGGGAGGAUGAGAAGGGUCAUAAGAACCGAUCGAAGAGCGAAAGUCUUAUGGGCACUCUAAAGAGGAGACUGUCUACCAAACAGAAAGCGAAAGUCAAAGGAGGCCCCACCACGGUGGGCUCUGGAGAUGAUGACGACACCUUCUCUUCCUCGUCGGUCCCGAUAAGCUUUAAUGAAGUCAAAGCCCAGCGGCCCUUAAGAUCCUCGUCCCUCCGAAGCCAUCAUUACAGCCCUUCUCCAUGGCCUUUCCGGCCAGUCGUCUCUGAAGAGGCUUGUAUCAAGAUGGAGGUGAAAGUCAAAGCUAUGGUCCACUCCCCCAAUCCCAGUCCCUCCCUCAAUGGCAUCAGAAAGGAGUUCCAUGACAUCCAAUUAGAAGGUCUGUUCCAGGAUCAGAGCGAGUCUCUGAAGGACAUGGAUACUCAGAGUGGCAACUUGCAUUUGAACAUUGAGGAUCAUGUGCCUAUUGGACUCACACCUCAGGACUACAUCCAGUACACAAUGCCUUUAGAUGAGGGAAUGUACCCAGAUUCAUCCCAAUCCUUCUGCUUGGAUGGUCCCUCGCCAAUGGAAGUGGUCGAUCAGGUUGAAUCUAGCUCGUUGCACGUGGAUCAGGGCCCAGAUGACCACGAUCUCAUGCCAUCGGACAUUCUCAUGGAGCAGGCAGUGAACGGACACCUUCCUGGUACUCCAGCGAUGGUCCUUUCCAACUCCAGAGCCGACACACCAUUAUUUUCUCCCUCCCUGUCACCUCUUUCCAACAAUGAUAUUCCAAGGACCCUCUCCGGGUUCAGUGGUGCAGACUCUCAUGUUGUCGAGAGAGUGAGGCACCACCUGAACUUUGACCCCAGUUCCGCUCCCGGUGUUAGCAGGGUGUACGAUUCUUUCCAAAGCAGCGGACCCAUGGUUGUAACAAGCCUUACAGAGGAACUUAAAAAACUGGCCAAGCAGGGUUGGUACUGGGGACCUAUAACUCGAUGGGAGGCUGAGGAGAAGCUCAUCAACCUUCCAGACGGCUCUUUUUUGGUGAGGGACAGUUCAGACGAUCGCUAUCUCCUCAGCCUAAGCUUUCGGUCACAGGGAAAGACGCUUCACACCAGGAUCGAACAUUCGAACGGUAGAUUCAGCUUUUACGAGCAGCCAGACGUAGAAGGUCACACUUCCAUCGUAGAUCUCAUCGAGCACUCUAUAAAAGACUCUGAAAAUGGCGCAUUCUGUUACUCCAGAUCCCGUCUACCGGGGUCCGCCACGUACCCCGUUCGCUUGACCAAUCCCGUUUCGCGGUUCAUGCAAGUCCGUUCCCUGCAAUAUCUUUGCCGCUUUGUUAUCCGACAGUACACGCGGAUAGAUUUGAUUCAGAAACUGCCUUUACCAAACAAAAUGAAAGAUUAUUUGCAGGAGAAGCACUACUGAACGGAUUGUAGUGGGAUAUGGUAGUAAAUUGCACUUUUUGUUGAGUGGCGCGUUCUUAAAACAGUUUACAUAUAUGGAGGUCAGGUGAUCAGCUGCGUAGGUUGACUAUCCGAUCUUCCCACAGAUAUAUGCGGUUAAUUUGUUGUUGCUCAGAUUCAGUGUUUUACAUUUUGCAGGUCUUUUCGGAGCAACGUGGUAACUCUAGAAACUAUUUAGGAUUGGGAUGCCAUGCCUAAUACACAUAUUCAUUGUUUAUAUGAAUAUGUUUUGCAGUAAUGCUAAUACUCUUAUCAAAGCUUGGAUUUGAGGAUUGGAUGUUGCAUUAAUGUGCUUCAUUCAUCAAUAGUUUUGCUGUAGUGUAAAGGUGUGGUCACAUUGGCAAAAUUUCUGCAAAAAUUCGCGAGCAAAAGAGUUCUAUUUUCAACAGUGAAGCACAGCUAAAAUAGAAAUCAUCUUUCUGUUGGUCAAUGUGGCGAAUCUGUUGUGAAAUUUGCGUCAGGAAAUCUUGCGCAACUUGCGUGAAAUUCCCAAUCGUGUCGAUUUCUAUUGAAACGACUGGGUUUUCGCUCAUGAAAAUUCUCUGAACAAUGAUGAAUGUGAUCGCACCUUUACAGCGAAUUUGUUUUUCUCUGGAAAUAUGAUGUCAGCCAUGUUUUUGGCAGGUUUUGAUAGUUUUCCUUCUACAAAUCGGUACUUUUAAUGAAACUUGCGAAUAUGCUGGAUGACUGAAUUUUGAUGGAAUACAGUUAUCACGUCGAAUGCGUCAAAGUUCGACAGACAACUUUUGUAAGAGAAUAAUUAUUUAUUUAGGAUUAAUGUUCUACAUUUAUUAGAGGUUAACAGUAAAACAUUUACUCGACACUUAGACUUUUGUAGAUCUGUGCAACAACAAAUUCGGUUCAGUCAGGUAUGAGAAGGCCACAAAAGAAAGGACUGUGAAUCACAUCCAAAACAAAUGUUAUAGAAGAAUUCAUGCAGAAUGCCACGAAUCUGUGAUGUUAUACAAAAAAGGGAGCAGGUAGAGAACAAAAGAGGUUUUGUUUUUUAUUUAUGUUGUAUAGUGUGGUUCAUACAGUAUUCUGUUCUGUCUAAAUCAUUUUUGGCUCAUGUACAUUAAGCAAAGGUUUAUUAUGGUUCAUGAGCAUCUUAUUUGUCUUUUAUAAACACCAUUUUAAGCAUUUCAUAUUCUAGCGCUGGAAUGAUUGCCGUCACUCGUUGUUGUUGCUCUGGUUGAGAGAAGAAAAUAAUGCUAGGAAUUGGUGACAAGCUACCCAAAACCUAAAAGCACAGUUUUAUAUUCGCUUGUUUAUACUUGAACCAUGAGCAAACUUUCAAUUAAUCUGCAAGUAUCCCAAAGGAAUUAUGCAUUCAUAAAUAUGGGAGAUUUUUUUGCCCUUUGCCGAACGACAGAAGGCUUUCCUUACCCUCUGUCCUCCAUAAUAGCAGCAUGUCAGCCUGUCAAUAUUUCAUAAACUCUGCUUCAAGCCAAAAAUGUUGCAUUCAGACAUUUGAGAAUUUAUACAUUGUUGUCCGUUUAGUUUUUCCCACACCGCCUAUCCUCAUCAGAAAGGGAACUAUCUGUUGCUUUUCUUUUGUUUAAGAAGACUUCAGAUAGGAAAAAUUGGAUGCUCGUGUUUUGUGAGAGUUGGUGGUUUUUGCGCAUUACUUAAGUGAUGCUGCCUGGGAUAAAUAUGUCAUGAAUUGGUUCAGUUGGCGCUGCUUGGCUUUGGACUACAUUGGGAUAAUCAGCAAACAGGGGAGCUUAUAAAUGUCUCUUUAGCUGGCAUGUUGAAUGUGUGUGAAUCAGAGCCAGAACUUUCUAUUUGCGGUUUCGCACCACACAUGGUCUAAGGCUUUUAAGGGCCUUUUUUAAAAAGUGCCAACUGGCGUUCACAGAAACCGGUGAACAAUGCCGCAGAAAGUAUUCGUGAGACACCUUGGGGAGACUUUGAAGGUUAGCUGUCAAAUAAACACAGUUUGCCAUCUUUAAUAUUCAUUAGUGAAAACAUAACCCAUAGAGUUCAUUCCUUCGGUGAAAAAUGUGUUUGUUUUGCGUAAUGCGUAUGAGGGAACAGUUUGAGAUGGAAAUUGCUCCUUAACACACCCGGAAACUUACUUUAAAUGCUGUAUCUGUGUGUUUUGGUAAAGAAUAUGAUGUUCAUGUUUAUUUGUUGUAUUUGAAUGGGCAAAGCUGCCAUUUUCCAAUUAAAUGAAGGGUUGUUGGAUGUCAGAAUCAACUAAAUUGUGUGUGUUUGAGAGUGUGGUUGAGUAAGCAACAAAAAGAGGAAUGUUUUAGGCAAGGCACAAGAUUUUCAAUUCGUUGAAAACGCGUUUACCAGAAUGUGGAAGUCGAUUAAUGCAAAAAAUAAAUGUGAACUGAAGUGACCCGCAAUGUACAUUUGAAUUUCCUUUUGUUCAUUUUUAAUUUUUUUAAUUUCCAGAUGUGUGGCGUAAUUAGAUAAACACUGAAAAUGUUCAGUGUGUGUGUGAGCAUAUGUUUUAAAAGAAGCAAAGUUGCCGGGACUCCAUCAUGUUCAAUAUCAUUUUCAUGACCUUGUAUGUAUGCCGUUGGAUGUCGCUUGUUCAGAUUGCUGAAGUAUUUUGAACCGAUGACAGUUGAGCACUUAAGAAGCUUUACUGAAAUAUCUAUUUUUCUGAUCCAUGUUUUGUUGUCCUUGUGCUGCGAAUGAAGGUGAAUGUUUACAUGAUGUAUUUAGUACAGAUUAGUUUCUUUGUUUAUAUCUCUUGGUACAAUUUUACAAACGUAUUUCUUUAAUGUGUCAUACACAUUUGUGCUGCUUUACGAUUAUGAUUGCCUUUUUAAUUACAAAACGGGGGAGAUAGAAUGUCACCUAGAUAUAGGCCUAUGUAUUCACAAUGACUUUGGUAUACUCUUGAGAAAAAGUCAGAUGCAAAAAUUGUAGUCAAUGUUUUUAGUUAGUGAUGAUAAUGCUCUGAAUUCAGUCCUUUUUGUCCAAAAGGGUCUGCUCACUCCAGUUUACAUGGUCAGUUUUCCAAAGUCAGUUCUUGUUUGUUGUUAAUUUGAAUUAAUGAAAGUACCAAUAGUGUUUUCUUGCACAUUUGGAUACAGUUAAACAUUUUUGUAUCUGCUGGUAUAAAUUAUGAAUAAAAAGUUAUUCAAAGCUU